GGUCAAUAGAAAAAAAAAAGAAGGAUUCAAUGCCGUCAUCAAUGUUUAUGGAACGUUGGAUAAAGUCAAACGUAAAGAUAGAUUUGGUUUCUAGCGAAAGACGUGAAAAAAUCACAAUUCGAAAGCAAGCCAUUUUCCCUCGCUCGCAAAAGAGAGAUUCAAAUAUUGGCGCCGUAAGAGUAAGCGGUGUGGCGCUGUUGUUUAAUUUCAAUGGCAGAGGAGUGGGGGCUUAAGUGGCGCCGCCGGCUCGUCUCCCCGCACACGCGCUUCAGUGUCAUAGUGAUCGUUUCGGGGUGAGCAUUGUAUUUUAGUUGUCCUCGAAAUCGCGAAUGCGUCCAAACGUUCGUGAGUCCUCUUGGCGGGUCUUUGCUCGAGACAACAUAGAAGGGGUUCAAGAGCAACAAGGAAAACGAAGAAGAAGAAGAAGCUGACGUUUCGUAUAAAUCCCAAGGAAUUCAAAUCAAAUAAGUCGAAGAUAGAAGAAGAAAAGGAAAUAAAAAAUAUCAAGGAAAUAAGAAAAGGAGGAAGAAAAAGAAGGAAAAUUAGGUAUACUAACACCUGUCAGGGACACCAAUAAGGAUCUAAUCGUUUGUACUUGGUGUUACAAGACGUAUACUACAUAAGGAUAAUAUCCUGAUUAACGAAUACAAUUUGCCUGGUGCGUUUGCAGACACGAGACUGCCUGUCGUCCUAAGGCGGACGUUUCGAAGCUGAAUGAGGCUGAUGGAACCGUUGCGUAUCGCCCCGGAUGUCGUCGAUAUAAGUGCAUUGAAAAAAUGGACCGAUUUUCCUGUUCAACAUCGAUUCACGGAUUAUUCGAAUUCUAUCGACGAACCGAGUCAUCACACCAUUAGCCCAUUUCCCUAUCAACCUGCACUUAACAAUAAAAUCGCAUUAUGGACUGGCGAUAUAUCGGUAUUACAAGUCGACGCCGUGAUAAACUCAACGAACGAGACAAUGGAUGAAGAUAGCAUCAUGUGCCAAAGAAUAUUCGAUCGUGCAGGGUCAGCACUUAAGAUGGAAAUCUAUAAUGAAGUAAAAGAAUGUAAAACUGGAGAAGUCCGAGUAACUCAAGGACACGGCUUACCAGCACGGUUUAUCAUUCACACGGUUGGCCCAUAUUACAAUAUUAAAUAUCAAACAGCAGCUCAGAAUACUUUGCAUUGUUGUUAUAGGAAUGUAUUACAAAAAUGUCGAGAGCUUGGGUUACGUAGUAUCGCUUUGCCGGUAAUCAACUCGGUGAGAAGAAAUUAUCCAUCUGAUGCAGGAGCACAUAUAGCACUCAGAACGAUAAGAAGGUUUCUGGAACAAUAUUCAGACUCUCUGACCUGUAUUAUCCUCGUCCUAGAAGCCUCUGACCUCGGUAUAUAUGAAAUACUUUUGCCACUAUAUUUUCCAAGAAAUUUGGCGGAACAGGACAAUGCGUGCUGGCAGUUACCAAUCGAUUUAGGUGGACCGGAUGGAGAACCACUCUUACCUGACCGUCAAAUUAGAAUUAUUGACAAUCCUCAACAUGCUUUACAUGACGACGAAGAAACUGUAGAACUUUCUUCACAAUUGGAGACAUCUGUAAAUAUCGGGGAACAUGCAUUUGCACAAAUGCAAGGUGACUUGGAUCGACAAAGGCUACUCGGAGAGAGAUCGGUCACUGAUCCUCUUGCUGAUAUCAUGAUCAAACAGAUGCAACAAAAAGAAAGAUAUGAAAGGCUUCUGAGAAGAGCAAAAACGGAAGAUCUCACAGAGGUGUCUGGAAUUGGUUGUCUUUAUCAGAGUGGUGUAGAUCGUCAAGGAAGACCAGUCGUAGUCUUUGUUGGCAAAUGGUUCCCUGCUACAAACAUUAAUUUGGACAAGGCUUUACUGUACGUCAUUCAAUUAUUAGACCCUAUCGUGAAAGGUGAUUAUGUAAUCGCAUACUUUCACACGUUGACAACAAGCAGCAAUUAUCCUAGCUUACAAUGGCUACGCGAAGUCUACAAUGUCCUUCCGUACAAAUAUAAAAAGAAUCUUAAGCACUUUUAUAUCAUUCAUCCUACUUUCUGGACUAAGAUGAUGACGUGGUGGUUCACGACAUUUAUGGCACCAGCGAUAAAACAAAAAGUGCAUAAUUUGUCUGGCAUCGAAUACUUGUACGAAGAUAUGGCACCUGAUCAAUUAGAAAUUCCAGCAUACAUCACGGAAUACGAUAUGACGGUAAAAUAUAAACGGGAUACGAUAUUACACGCCAGAACAAUGUUCCGAAGUAGAGACAUCGUCGCGAACGUAACUCCUCGAAAAAAGAUGAAAGAGCGCAAGAACAUACAUCAUGCGAGUAUAGAAGAAAAUAAUGACAUCUUCAAAGAAAAGCAAAAGAGAGAAGUUUUUUGCAAAGACGUGCUGCUGCUUAGGUUGAAUACAAAAUUGAAGCUACGAUUAUUUAAUUAUCGAAACGCGUAAAACUUUUAUCCCAUAUGUCCCUUAUCGUUCUUCCCUUUCAACGCAAGGAAAAAGAAAAAGAAAAAGAAAAAAAAACAGGAGAAUAGAAAAACGCCUUAUACAAAAAGAACGUCGAGAGAAUAAUGAUGUAAUACAAAUAUUUCGCUGAUAGCUUCCUACAACACUAACCAAUGUUGGCAUUCUUCGAGGAAGCGAAAAUAUAAUAAUAUAUAUAAUAAAAUAUAUAUUAAAAUCCUAGGACAAUUUGAAACAUUUAUAUAGUUUUUGUCAUUUCUAUUUGCUCAUUUAUUUUAUUUCCUUAGAGGAAGUGACGCAUUUAAAUCUCUAUAACGAAUUACAACUUUGAAAUUGUUAAUUUUGUUUAUAAUUUUCACAUUACAUAAUAUUUCUAUAGAUACGGAUACAAAAAACUGGGUUAUAAAAAGUUGAAGUAUAGAAAGAAAAUAAACAAAGUUGUGAAUUCUUGAAAUAGUCCUAGUAAGAUUGAUUGACACGAUAAUUACUUACUUAUAUAUGACUGAUCUAUAUUCGUCGAUAUAGAUCUAACAUUAAUUGGAGCUGGAUCAUAGUCAAGAUUUGAAUUCUAACUUGAUCCUGCAACUGCCAUUAGUGCACAAACAAAAAUAUAUAUAAGAUUGAACAUUAUCUUGUAUUUUUUUUUUGUAAUGUUAUCACACCUUAGAUUAUUACAAAUUUAAAUGUAAUCAUAAUAUUGGAUAUGCGUUUUUAAGCCUGCCGACAAAAAUAUGUAACUAUCCGACAGUUGUAGGAUCAAUUUGAAAUCUUCACUAUGUACGCGCGUGUGUGUGUAUGUGUGCGUGCGUGCGUGCGUGCUUGCGUGUGUGCGGGGGGGGGUCGUGUUUGUUUUUCGAAUGAUCGAUGAUAGAUCAUUAAUACUCGAAAGAGUUCUCAUUCGCCUAAACGAAAUAUAUCGGCUGCCAAAACACCAAUAACUAAUAUUCUCGUUAUUGUAAUCGUUAUCGUGAAAAGUAAUGAGAAUGAAUUAGAAAGAAUGACAAAUCUAUCAUUUCUUUAUUCUCUUCUUUUUCCAUAUGUGAUAAGAAACAAAAAUUAGAAUUAAUUAGAAACAAUAAGAACAAAUAUAUAUUAGGUGGUUCAAAAAGUUAUUUCGUUUUUUCCUAACAAAGGUUUGCUUGUUAAAAAUGCUGCUGUGUUUAAGCAAAAAUAAAAUGAUCAUCCAGUCCAGGAUGUUAAACGACGAAGAAUCCUUUUUCAUUAUCAUAAAGAACAACGAAAUAACUGUUGAAACGACCAAAUAUAUAAACACAAUUGUAUUGUUAUAUGUAUAUUAUUUUAAUGAUGUUUUAUUAAAUACUAAUCUAGUAGGAUAUUGUUGAAAAAUGAUCAAUAAUUGACUAUUUUAUAUUUUAUAUAAAUAAAUAAUAUGAAUUUUGUUAUAUUCAGUGUUAGAAAAAUACCAAACAUACAAUCUCGAGUUUAUUGUAAGACUCUGAUUGUUCCUUCAUUGAAUAAAUGAUUUCUUUAUCAUUGUAUAGAAUUAUAAGCACACACACACACAUUAUGUGAGAAAUGUGUGAUGAUAUAAAGUUAUAUGAGAAAACAUUCAUGACGAUGGUAUAAUAAUAAUAAUAAUAAUACGUUAAAUCUAUGUGAAAAUAGAUGAAAAAACAAAAUGUUCACGUGAUUGUGAAAAAAGUAUGUUGUACUUAGUUUAAAGUGCCGGAUUAGACGUAUAUGCGUCAUUUAUUUAUAUAAUUCUAUACAUAGGACACGAAUGAAAAAGAAUAGACCAAGUUGAAUAUGCAAAAAGAGCAUCAUUGUUAUAUAAAUUAUAUUAAUAUAUCGUUUGCAAUGUGUGUAGUCAUAUAAUACUAUCGCGAGUUACUAAGUAGCAACUCCCGUUAUAACAAAAAUCUGUUAUAAAUAUAUAUGAGAGUAUAAUAUAUAGAGAGAGAGAGAGAGAGAGAGAGAGUAUAAUCAUCUGCCACUGCAUAGUAUGAAUAUUUUCGGAAAAGAUGAAGACAAAAAUUAGUCGUUUAUUAAUAAAAAGCCUUAUGAAUUUGAUCAUUACUAUUUAUUAGUAUUUCUCAAAGAAGAAGAAAAAUGCAAUAAAUCGCAAAAAAUCGCAAAAAAUCG
Messenger RNA from Polistes dominula (European paper wasp), 4551 nucleotides. It is a transcript of the gene Gdap2, whose product is annotated as ganglioside induced differentiation associated protein 2. NCBI's taxonomy places the organism in Eukaryota, Metazoa, Arthropoda, Insecta, Hymenoptera, Vespidae. The record is from RefSeq and is a predicted model, not a curated record.